ACUCUGCAUUUUCUCAGGCUAAAGCAAAAAAGAAAAACAGUCCUCAAUUUCCUCUAAAACUUUCCUCUUUAAUUCUCUCUCAUUUCCAAACCAAAAUCCCAACAAGAUUAAAAAAUCCCACAAAAAAAAAAAAAAAAUGAGAACAGGAACUAGUUUUACUUCAACUUCAUCACCAACAAUAAAAGCUACAUUUUCACCGCCGGCGAUAUUUCAAAAAUCGCCGUGGCAUUCACCGGUGCCGUAUCUCUUCGGCGGAUUAGCAGCUAUGUUAGGAUUAAUAGCUUUUGCUCUAUUAAUAUUAGCUUGUUCUUACUGGAAACUCUCUUCCCAUUUAAGAGAACAUGACGAUAAUCAGUCACACGAUGAUACUGAGGUCGGUGCCGGUGAAAAACCGGCGACCGGAGUUGUGAGGGCGGUGCCGGAGUUUGAAGAGAAGAUUGUUGUUAUAAUGGCUGGAGAUUUGAACCCAAGUUUUUUGGCUACGCCUAUGUUAAUGUUAAGUAAAGGUGGUACUGUUUUAGGUGAUGGAAGUAAUUUGAAUAAAUGUGAGGAAAAUUCGGAAAAGGGAAGUGAUGAAAAGGAGAAAUUAGAAGAAGUGGCGAUUGAGGUUAGAGAAGAGAGUAAUGGAGAUACUCAACAAAGCCAUGGACAAAACCAGUGAGCUCAAAAUAUAGUGUGAUCUUUUCUUUUCUUUUGGUUUUAUCACCUUUUUUUUUCAUCUCCUUUUUCGUUUGAAUUUCUAGUUUUGAGAUCACGGGAAUUGUAAAUUAUUGGUUGAGAUGAGAAAGAGUGUAUAUUUAUUUUCUAUUAUUCUAUUCUCUGUUCCAUUUUA
Molecule: messenger RNA, 832 nt
Organism: Nicotiana tabacum (common tobacco)
Lineage: Eukaryota; Viridiplantae; Streptophyta; Magnoliopsida; Solanales; Solanaceae
Source: RefSeq, a predicted model, not a curated record